GUGGGACAGAUUCCUAUGACAUUGCUGGGGAGUAGGAGGGACAAUAUCAAGUGUUAUAAAACGUGAAGAAAACAAUUCACUGAUUCCCGCUUCGCGGUUGCAAUAUUUGAUUAUUGUAACUUCUGGCGGAGUCAUGUAUCGGCGACCGUUGCAGUCUGCCGUGAGGAACAUUAUAAAUGUGUCAGCGUCCAGGUCUUCCUUCGGAAAGGCAUUUGAGCAGGAGGCUUGUCUUGCCAGAACUUUAGUAGCUUGCCAGUUGGCCAGCGCCCCCUUUCCCUCCCAGACACAAUGUCGGACACUGCACAGCACUUCACCGCUAUUGAAUGUGAAAGAGACUCCCCAGGCCACAGAAGAGGAGGUGGGGGCCUUCACCAAACUCAUCGAGGCCAUGGGUUUCACAGGACCCCUCAAAUACAACAAAUGGAAAAUAAAGAUUGCAGCCCUGCGUAUGUACACGUGCUGUGUAGAGAGGAUCAACUACGAUGAGUUCUUUGAAAAAUGCUCCCUCCCUGACACGCUCAACUCCUGGUUCCUUGUGGCACAGCUGCAUGUGUGGAUGUGUUUGGUGCGGAUGCGUCAAGAGGGUCGCGAGGGGAAGUACAUGUGUCGCUACAUCGUCCACUCCAUGUGGGAGGACGUAGAACAGAGGAGCAAGAUCAUGGGGAUUGAUGCCAUCCACAGGAAGGAGAGUAUGAGAGCCAUGACAGAGACCUUUUAUGCUGCUAUAUUUGGAUAUGAUGAGGGAGUGCUGUCGGAUGACAGGGUUCUUGCAGCGGCCCUGUGGAGGAACAUUUUUAACCGCCAGUGUGACGAACCCAGGCAGCUGGAGUUGAUGGUGGAGUACGUACGCAAACAGAUGCAGUUCAUCGAUGCUCUGGAUGGGGAUGACCUGCUGCUGACUGGAGAGGUCAAGUGGCGCCCCCUGGUGGAGGAUAAUGCGCAGAGCAUCCUGAAAGUGGCCUCCCCCACCUAUAACGACACCGGUCUCUGAGACCCCCUCCCCUCUCGUCCCCGUGACUACAAUACCCACAAUCCUUUCUGUCCAGACGUGCUGUAGGCAGGAUAGCCAACCAGGAACUUUUGCAUCUGAUCCAAGAAAUUUACUACAAACAUUCACAUGCAUACACACCACAUUUAUUUCCCAACCUGGCAUUCUCAUCAACCAAUCAAUGGUCAGAAAAUGCCACAAAUCAUUGCAACCUAUGCGUUCUGAGAGCGAAAAGGCCAUGCCUCUUACUCUGGAUGUCUGCACUCCUUUCCUGUUUGAAAAUAAGAAAGAGACAAAAACUAAAAACAAUCUCUGUAUUUAUAUUUGUUUAUCUUUUCUGAUGCCAUAAUGGAUAUUUAUAAGAGUUCUUCAAAGCAUGGAUUCCUCACUGUCUGUCUGAGUGCAGUCCUCUUCCUCUCUCAGAACGCCACAUGACAGAUACUGUUGCCUCGACCGUCAGCCAUCAUCACUGUAUAAACAUGAGGCUUUUGUUUUAAAAACUCAAAUAAAAAUGUUAUUACUCUU
Messenger RNA from Osmerus eperlanus (European smelt), 1513 nucleotides. It is a transcript of the gene uqcc1, whose product is annotated as ubiquinol-cytochrome-c reductase complex assembly factor 1. Lineage: Eukaryota; Metazoa; Chordata; Actinopteri; Osmeriformes; Osmeridae. Gene Ontology annotation, cellular component: mitochondrion. The record is from RefSeq and is a predicted model, not a curated record. The transcript is spliced from 9 exons. The coding region runs from base 134 to 991 and encodes 285 amino acids. Gene Ontology annotation, biological process: mitochondrial respiratory chain complex III assembly.